CAUUAAAGGCUUCUUUUGGUUACACCCGCAGACCCAUUUCUUUUCAUCAUUUGCCAAUUUUUAUUACAGCCGUUGGGCUUAACAAAUUGGUCCAACAAUAACAAGUUAAGACUCCAAAAAAUCUGUCGAAUCUUCGCUUCUUCUCACCAACUAAAGCAGCGUUUGUAGUUCACGAAUCUUUGGUGGCCGAUCAUCAAUCCCCCAGAAGACGCACAUAGAAAUCUCAGUUUGGUUAAUAAACCUUUUCUCAAUCUCUGUAUAGUCGCUGCUUUCAGACGAAAUUCUAUGUCAGAUACGGAUGUUUAUGUUGAAGGUUUAGAGAUAGGGUUGAUGCGAACUAAACAGCGAGUUUCUUGUUAAUUUAUGUGUGUGUUACGUGUAAUCAAGAAGCAAUCUUGGUGAAGGAAGAGUGUGGUAGGUAUUCCAUCUCCACUCUUGAAGCUCAAAAGCUGGCAAUGGUGGGCUCUUGUAUCCAUCAACAUCUUCUUCCUCAUUGGUGGCUAAGCUGCUUCAGUCAUUCUAGGUAGGUUUUACUACAACGAAGGUGGAAACAGCAAAUGGAUGGAAACUCUUGUUCAAACCGCUGCUUUUCCAAUCAUCUAUAUCCAGCUUUUGCUUCUUCCUUCUUCUUCAGAGUCUUCUUCUUGUUCACUCAAAACCAUGGUCUUGAUUUACGUUCUGCUUGGUGUCAUCGUCGCUGGAGACAACAUGUUGUACUCUGUUGGACUUCUCUACCUCUCUGCAUCGACUUAUUCGCUCAUUUGCGCUACUCAGUUAGCGUUUAGUGCGGUCUUCUCUUAUUUCAUCAAUGCUCAGAAGUUCACUUCUUUGAUUCUCAAUUCAGUGGUUCUUCUCUCUUUCUCUGCUACGUUGAUUGCCCUCAACGAUAAUGCAGACGCUCCGUCUGGUGUCUCCAGGUCGAAGUAUAUCGUUGGGUUUGUGUGUACACUCGCUGCAUCAGCUCUCUACUCUCUACUCCUCUCCCUUAUGCAGUUCUCAUUCGAGAAGGUUCUGCAGAAGGAGACUUUCUCAGUAGUUCUCGAGAUGCAAAUCUACACUUCUUUAGUGGCGACUUGUGUCUCUGUUAUCGGGCUUUUCGCAAGCGGGGAAUGGAGAACGCUGCAUGGAGAAAUGGAUGGGUAUCAUAAAGGUCAAGCUUCUUAUGUACUGACUCUGGUCGGGACAGCGGUUACGUGGCAAGUGUGUUCUGUAGGAGUGGUGGGUUUGAUAUUUCUGGUGUCGUCGCUCUUCUCAAACGUUAUUAGUACGCUUUCUCUAGCUGUGACUCCACUUGCUGCUUUGGCUGUGUUCCGUGAUAAGAUGAGCGGCAUUAAGGUUUUGGCAAUGCUGAUCGCUCUAUGGGGUUUCGCUUCUUAUGUUCAACAGAAUCAUCUUGAUGACUUGAAAUUAAGACGAGCGCGAAAACAAGCGCAUGCCAGUCGGGUUGAUCCGCCUUGUUAAUUCAGGCAGUGUAAUUGCUUUAGGUUGAAUAACUUUUACUCGUUAGGACAAGCUUCUGUUCUUGUCAUAAUCUUUAAAAAUCAGAAUUUUUGUACGAUCAAAUUUAAAUAUACUGGUUGGUACAUGGAACUUAAUACAAAUUGCAAAUGCAGUCGGAUUUAGCAUAAGAACAUGUAUAAGUAAGAAUGUCCGGCCAAGCAUAAACUGUUAAGCCGUCGAUUAAAUCAUUUAAGCAUAAAUUGCAUUUCAUAUGCAAUUUCAAGAUUUUUUUAUUCUUUAGGACACAUUAUGACUUACAAAUUGCACAUAGGGACACUUGUUGCUGGAGAGGCACACUUUCUCCUUUUGCAGUAUCCUACAUACCCUCAAAUAAAACUCAACUACAAUAUCUUCUAAUUAUAACUCCUUUAACUAAGCUGUCACUUUCCUACUAUAAGAAUUUUAAAAACAAUUUAAAAAAUAAAUGAAUAAAUCAGUUUCUUAUUUUUCGAAAAUUUCCAUAUAUUUUCUCUCCAACUUUACUUUCGAAAUUCAAAUCUACCUUUUCCAAUUUUCUCAUUUUCAAACUUUCCGUUGAAUUCUGAUAUGUAAUUGAUAAACCCACAAAUCAAGAUCCAAACUUUGUUGUUGGUUGAUAGAAGUUAUAUGCGAAUCAGCUGCCAGUUGAUUAAUGAGACGAACUCGACAAUGAUAAAACCAUCGGAGAAGACGAGAGAGUCGCCAGAGACGAAACGAGCCAGCUCCUCGACCGAUGGUGAGACACACCUUGGAUUUUAAUGAGCUCGAUGAAGCUAUGGUGGUUCGAGCUCGUCGCAAUCCUCCACCACGAGUCUGCCGCCCAAGUUGACUCCUCGCCUUGCUCAGCUCACAUCCACGAACUCUUGUUCAUCAUCUAGGUGAAGCUGCGGUGGUUUGAGCUUGGUAUCGCCAUGGAUAAAAGCUCGAUCGCAUCUGCAAUAAAAAUCAUGAAUUUGCGCAUUUGAUCCUUGUAUUUAUGUAAGUAUUUGUUUUGACUCUCAAAAUUUUCAAAUGUGCAGAUUUGAAUUCUAAUUAGUCCCAAAAUUUUCAAUUAUACACCGCAGCCAUGUUUUAUGCAAUUAUGUUCUUAAUGAUUACAAUGUCGAUAUGAACAUUUUCUAGUCUAUUUCCACACCUACUA
Molecule: messenger RNA, 2620 nt
Organism: Brassica napus (rape)
Lineage: Eukaryota; Viridiplantae; Streptophyta; Magnoliopsida; Brassicales; Brassicaceae
Product: probable purine permease 11
Exons: 2
Coding region: 562-1461 (299 amino acids)
Cellular component (GO): membrane
Molecular function (GO): purine nucleoside transmembrane transporter activity
Source: RefSeq, a predicted model, not a curated record